CUAUAGUUGCUUUACUUGGCACUACUUUUAGAUGUGUCAGCAGCUCCCAUGCUAAUGUUCCUACGCCUUUAGCUAGGAACGUGGCUCCAAUUGCAGCUUGGAUGACGUAGUUGAGCUUCUCGUUGCUCAUCCUUCCGAGUAUGGAGGUGAGCAACGAGGCUCUGUGCAUCGUAUCCAGCGCACGGGCGUCGAUCGUCUCCGCGCUUGAGUCUGUCCGACAUGAUGAGCCGGAGCGGAAUGAUCCCAAGAAGCCAGUCAACUCGGGGUUAACUAGUGUGCUGCUUUCUAGUAGCUGCCCGAUGGGCCGCUGUAGCAGCAUUUCUGCGAGCGCAUGCUUCACGUCUUUAUGGCUGUACUUGUCCGCCCCUGCACCGUCCUUUAUUUGCCAGCGCUCGAUGCCCAGUGUAAGCGGCAGGCCUCUAAAACUCAUGCUCCCAUCGCACGAGGCCUCUACUAGAUACAGCGACUAGAUGUAUCGCUAGUACCAGCUAAUGCGAUCUAGUUGUGCAGCUGCUCGGGACAUCCACUCUUGGGCGGCCGUCAACUUCGCUGCGAACCGCUGCUGCUGCGACGUCUGCAUCGGCUACAAGGGCGCGUCGUGCGCGCGCGAGCGCGCUAGGAGGUCCGCGCGCCAGAGUUUCUUGAGAGCAAGUAAAAAACUAGAAAGAAGACGUGGAUUGCACGCAAUAGAGCUUGAAGCGCUCAUGGCGCCCAAGAAGAAGCAGAAACGGCGCGCUAAAAAGUUGCCCGAACACUUGAUAAAGGACGCCCCAGCCGGAUUAGACAUGACCAAACAAGGUUUAGAGGCCCCGCGCCCCUUUAUUUUAACCCAUACUAGCUCUAGUUCAAUUAUUCUCCUUAGGCCUUGUCGCCGAACACCUCCUUUCCCGAAGGGACGUCACAGUAAGGAACAAGCACAUUUGAAAGAGGUCUACCUUGCUUCUCAACAGAAUGCUGAAGAAGAAGAUAGCGACGGACCGGAGCCGGAAGCUGCAGGCCGAGCCCCAGAGGACGAUUACGAACUACCUGGGUGCGAAAACGACAACGGAGCUGAGAACCAACCAGCUGCAGUUGAAGAGGAACCGAAGCGCACGGAGGUUCUUAGCGAACGCAUCUCAGACAAUAAAAACUGGUUUGGCGAGGACCUUCUACACUUUGAGGCUUUGGGAUUGGUAAAACUAGUUCACUGUACUAGUAUGGAUUCUAGUUUGCUCAUAGGGCCGCACCGUCUGCCUCGUCCCGGAACCGCGAUGCAUGCUUGUUAUGGUGUGGCAAUUGUGAAGGCGGUCGGGUCGGGGAACGUUCAGUGCCAAGUGCAGGGCGCUUUCGACGUUGUGUCACAAGAUGCUGUGCAAAAAAUGUCAGACCAAGAACUUAAGUAUUAUCUCCUGUACAAAGGUGCAGGUGGCCGCGGCAACGCAAAACCCAAGUGGUGGCCUGAGGAAUACGACCGAAAAAUAGAGGCACUGACCAAGGGAGGUGCCAUACUAGUUCGCCAUUCUAGUAAGCAACCCGUCCUCAACCUGUAG
Aureococcus anophagefferens is the source of this 1529-nucleotide messenger RNA. RefSeq names its product expressed protein. Lineage: Eukaryota; Pelagophyceae; Pelagomonadales; Pelagomonadaceae. The record is from RefSeq and is a predicted model, not a curated record. The coding region runs from base 492 to 1529 and encodes 345 amino acids. The transcript has a single exon.